AUGGUCGAGGAUUCGGAAAACAAACAACAUACUCCAUUACCUUUUCCAGACCCACCACAAUACCCCUUAUCAUCAGUUCAAAAUCUUACACAAAAAGAGGAAAACGGCAGUAUAGUCAAUAAAUGUAAGAAUAUUCUGUCAUCACUCUUUGAGAAAACAAACUACCCCGAUAAUAAUGACACUGACGAGGAAGAUGAUAAAAUAAGACAACUUUUUCCCGAUGAAAAUCAUGACGAUUCGUACUCAAGAAGAAAAAUUGAUGGCGAGAGCCAAUUGCAAUACUUGAAUGUAAAUGAUUCUUCAAGUAGUUCAAAUACCUUUCUCACGGGGAACGACCAAGAGAUAACUAAUUUCCUUCAUUUUCCCGAACCUAAGUCUUUACCGAUAAGAAUGUCUGUUAAUGAAGAUAUUAACGAAUCAUAUCUUGACCGGAUCAAACAUUUAGAAGUAAGUAAAACAAAGAUACCUUACUCUGAACCUCAUUCAAAAGUGCCAGGUUUAUUUGAAACAUUCUCUCUCACAACAUUACAGUUCAAAGCAGUAUCAUUAUCAACUUUAAAGAAAAGGUUAGAAAAUAUUUAUACUAAAAGGAAAGAUUUAUGUAAAGCAAACAAAAGAUUUUUAAACACUUUAAGUCAUUGGAGUUCCAGUAAUUUAGCUAUUGAUACUGAUUCAAUGACUUUAAUAAAAGAGAUAGACGAACUAUUCAGACAAGAUUUACUCUUUGAACACAAAAUAAAGGAAAAAUUAAAUAAUUUGACGACAUCGUUAGAAUUUGUUUGUAAGAGGGAAAAUGAAUUAAUCAUCCAAAAAAAGACUCUAAUAACAGAUAUGAAAAAAUAUGAGAAAAUGAGAGACAAGAAAGGGGACUUUAAUCAAGAAACCCAAUUUUUAUUAGAAAAGGUAAUAACGUCACGAAGAUUUUUCGAUUCUAUAAAAGUUCAUUUCCAAAAUGCAGUCUCUGUUACGACAAGGCAAUUAUUCAAAGAGCUUGCAAUUGAAUAUUACGAGUGCUGUUCAGAUUUAAAACAGCAUUCCGGUGCGUUUAUUGAGAAUUCACUUGUAACUUUAGAACGCCUUAAUUCUGAAGAACUGAUGCAAACAUUGGAAGACCUUAGAAGAAGACGUGCUCAUUGGGUUUGGCAGAAAUUACCAGAAGAACAGAAAAAGAAUCCAAGAAACUUAGAAAAUAUGAGGAAUGGAAUUUAUGACUGUAACGAUUCUUUGCUAAAGAAUAUAUACAAAAAGUUACCAGAGAUUUAUACCCCGGUUCCUGUUGCUUCACCUGAAGAACCUCAUUUAAAUUUUUUAAACGGUUACGAAGAAACCAAUUCUUUUAUAUCUAAAGAAAAAAAUAUUGGUAUCAUUGAGGCUACUUCUCCACGAAAAGAAUCAGGUACUACUAUACCUAAGAAUGUAGAAAAUAAACCGUCAAAUAAUGCAUAUUCUCCCUCAGAUAAGAGUUCCUCUUUUACGAAAAGACAACUUAGAUCAAAGGAUACAAAAAUAAGUGUCCUUCAACCAAGACCAAUGACAGAAAACGAUAUAAAUAAAAUGCGCCAAGGCGAUGAUUUGCCGACAAGCGAAUUUGUCCAGAUAUUUAAGGCCCAUAAAGAAGAGUUGAAUAAAGAUCCGUGGCGUACAUAG
Messenger RNA from Naumovozyma dairenensis CBS 421, 1647 nucleotides. RefSeq names its product Ssp1p (gene SSP1). The record is from RefSeq and is a predicted model, not a curated record. NCBI's taxonomy places the organism in Eukaryota, Fungi, Ascomycota, Saccharomycetes, Saccharomycetales, Saccharomycetaceae. The coding region runs from base 1 to 1647 and encodes 548 amino acids. The transcript has a single exon.